This is a messenger RNA of Polistes canadensis, 2811 nucleotides long. RefSeq lists its product as uncharacterized. Gene Ontology annotation, biological process: rhabdomere development. Gene Ontology annotation, cellular component: plasma membrane; cilium; stereocilia ankle link complex. Lineage: Eukaryota; Metazoa; Arthropoda; Insecta; Hymenoptera; Vespidae. The record is from RefSeq and is a predicted model, not a curated record. Gene Ontology annotation, molecular function: protein binding.
CCGGUGGCUCUUCCAGCUCGUCCAGUGCUGGAACGGGAUCAUCCAACGGUGCAGGUCCUGGAAAUCCUGUGGGAGGCGGUAGAAUGGCCGUCAUCGGUGUUACCAGGAACGUCAGAUUGAGACGUCGUGGUGCAGCCGGUUUCGGUUUUUCAUUACGCGGUGGUAGAGAAUAUGCAGCUGGAUUUUUCAUAAGUAACGUUCAACCUGGUGGAGAAGCUCAUAGAAAUGGAUUAAGGGUGGGUGAUCAAAUUCUCAGGGUAAAUGGAUAUCCUGUUGAAGAUGCCGUACACCAGGAGGUUGCCCUGUUGGUGAAGAAUCAACAAGUUCUCGUACUGAAAAUUCGAAGCGUAGGAAUGAUACCAGUGAAAGACAAUCCAACCGAUCCGGUUACCUGGCACAUGGUGCAACAACAGCAACAACAGCUGCAAUACAACGAGACUGGUGUGGGAGCCGUUCCAAAUAGCGAAGUUAGGAUCCGAAUACGCGUUGGUGAGAAAGGUCGACUUGGCUGUGGUGUUUGCAGAGGCAUCGUACCUGGCCUCACCGUUCAGGGUACAAGGGAAGGUGGACCAGCACGAGCAGCUGGUUUGAAAGCUGGUGAUGUAAUCAUUUGGUGCAACGGACAAAGACUGACAGAUUUACCUUUUGAAAGAGCAAUAGAAGUGAUGAGAGGAUCAGCUGUCCUGGAUUUGAUCGUUCAACGACCACCACCCAAUCACCUUUACGAUUGCCCUGAACCACUUUGGACUCAUGGUUCGAGUGGUUACGAUUCCGAAACAUCGAGUAUUGUAGCAACCAGUCCGUCACCUUCUUUGCAAAAUCCUUCAUCUUCUCCUCAACAUCAUCGGGAUCCAAGAAUGCAGGGACGGUAUCCAAGAGAUGAUACCUGUAAUCGGAAUGGCAGGAUUUGCUGUCCCCUCGCAUUGUCCACCAGCAGCUGCACCUCUUCCGAAUGGUCUCACGUGGAUCAGGCACAGGAAUGGAUACGAAAAGCGAAUAACACGACUGUCAUUCGUGUUAAUCAGAACCAGGGACUACUGAUGCAGAAUCAAAAUCACAGACAACAACAACAAGUACCACCAUCAUUUGGUCAUCGUCGUUUGAAUUCCCGUGGUAAUUACGAGGAGGAUGAUAUCGAUAAUGAACCACUCUACGAUCCUGUAGCACCAAGAAUCGACUACGAGGUACAUGAUUUCGAUGCAAAUCCAAGGGACGAGGCCAAUCGUCGUUUAGCUUAUCGACGUGACAACAUCAGACAACAGGAUGUCAUUUACGAUGGUCCUGCAGAUGAAUUACCACUUUUUCAUGGUUCCAAGGAAAACGAACAGCUCGACGUUAAUCGAUUGGCAGAAUUGCAAUUGGUUCAGAGACAGACCGAAACGGAUAGGAAAACUAUUACGAGUGUUGUUGAAGUUCAAUCCGUUUGUCCUCCGGCACCCCCGCCACCUCUUCCGUAUAAAUGGCCAGCAGAUGCUAAACCUAUGAACGCUAUGGGAAUGCAAAUGGGUAGCACGAUGUCUAUGGGUAGUACAGGAUCAACGGAAACCGAAUCAAGUCUUGAGUCUUCCUGCAGCAAGGAUUCUGCAUCAACUUCUUCAUCGUUGUCAACGUCAUCCUGCGAACCACCAUCAUCUUCAACCAUUUCUUUUGGUUCUACCACUGUCCCAUCAACUGUUUCAAACAAAACCAAUGAAAGUUCGUCUAUGGUUAUCAACCGUGGAUCGAAUUUACGAACUUCACCUAUUGCAAGCACUGACCUAAGCACUGCCAUAACUCAAGAAUUACAGAGGCGAGCUCAACAGAGAAGUUUGAACGCAGCCAAAGCUGAAGCUUCGAAAGAAAAAUCAAUGGUACCACCUAAAACAAUUAAUCCAGAAGCACUUAGGGCACAAGAACAGAAAGUCACGCACGACAAGUUAAUGGAAGAAUUCAAACGUGCGCAUCGAAAGAUGUUCAAUGCUGCCCAACAGAGGGUCCAAUUUUCUGAUCAAGUUACCGAACCGGAACAGGAUAAAAGGAUAUUACUCACGAAUGGUUCUUCCAACAAUUCCAAUUUGACGAAUUCAACAAUUAACGAAAACAAAACAAUACCAAAUGCAACGAAUAAUGGAACGAUUAACAAUACCAGUUAUAAUAAUAAUAAUAACAACACAACAUCGUCGAUUAUUCCACCAGCACCAGCACCACCAAUAUCAGCAGCACCACCACCAGCACCUCCAGCACCACCCCUUCCUCUUCCAACAAAAACUGGUGCAACUAAUAACGAGGAUUCAGUUGAAAUGCAAAGCAUAGAAUCGUUUAAAUUAAAAGAAUCACCAAAUCCAGUUAUACCUAAACCACCAUCAACAUAUUUCCCAUUAUCGAAUUCUUCAUCGCCAGCAGCAACAUCCAAUGGUGGUAGUCCUCGUCACGUUCCUAUGGGAAAUAAAACAACAACGACGAGUCAAAUAAUCAAAGAAAAGGAUCAUCAUCAAUUGGUUAAUCAAUCUACUAAUGAAACCAACAAAAAUUCAACUACAACUACUACUACAACUACUACUAAUAAUAAUAAUACUACUAAUAUUAGUAAUGCAAUCUCACCAAAUGGUAAUACUGGUGGUAUACCUAAACCACCUGUUGGAAAGGUCGCCAUUAGGAUAGGUGCUUACGAAGGUGAAGCUAAACAACCUGCCAAGCUCGAUUUCUUAGCUCAACAACCUCGAACGGAGAAGAAUGGAACCGAGGAAGCUAACGGACCGGUUGUAUCCAGGCUACAAAAUGAACUGGCUGCUACAUUGCAAAGAUCUAACUUGAGAAAGAAAACUGAAGGGG